This is a messenger RNA of Postia placenta MAD-698-R-SB12, 1119 nucleotides long. RefSeq lists its product as hypothetical. Lineage: Eukaryota; Fungi; Basidiomycota; Agaricomycetes; Polyporales; Adustoporiaceae. The annotation marks the transcript as partial. The transcript has a single exon. The record is from RefSeq and is a predicted model, not a curated record.
AACUUCUCUAAUCUAGAUGAGCGCGAAGCAGACAAUAAUAAACCUAUUAAAUUUGAUUCACUCGAGCAAGGAUGUGAGCAAAUUAAAUAUAAGUAUUUAGGGGUUUCAGGUGUUUAUAAAUUAACUAAUAAAAAUGACUUAAGUAGAUUUUAUAUUGGAAGUUCUAAUAACUUAGCCAGAAGAAUGGAGGAAUAUAAUAAAUUAACUAAAGGUUUACGAAAUCCUCAUUCAUCAUCGGAGUUAGAAAUAUCUAAAACUCUAGCUUUAGAUUGGAGUUUAGAAAUUCUAUAUAUUACUACUCCUCAGUUAUCUUUAGUUUAUGAACAAUACGCAAUAAUCGUAUUUAAACCAACAAUUAAUAGUAAUUAUAAAGUAAUUCCUCGGGUAAAUCCACAAUGGGGAAAUAAUUUAGAUCAUGCUAUUUCUGUUAUAGAAGAACUAUUAUCUUUAUUUAUUGUAGGUUCUGAAGGUUAUAAUAGAUUAUACGUAUUCCUACAAACUUUUAAAACAGCUAAUAAUUUAAAAUUUAAAGAUGAAGAUAUUGAUAAUAGAUAUUAUUGUUUUUUAGUAUUUGUAUAUGACUUAAAUUCCCCAAAUAAAGAACCUGUUAUUUAUUCUUCAAUUAAUAGAGCUUUAAAAGGUUUACAAAUUAGUUAUAGUACCUUAUUAGAUCACAUUGAUAACUAUUAUAUUUAUAAGUCACACUUUAUCUUAUCUUUUGAGCCAAUAGCUGCAGAUACUUUUGAAAAAUAUACGGAAAAACCGGUAGUUGAUAAUCAGCUACGAAAGCAUAUUAUAGUCUAUAAUCUAGAUAAUGAGAUAGUUAAAGAAUUUAAAUCAGGUAGAGAGAUGGCUGAGUAUUUCCAAAUUGAUGGAAAAGUAGCAAGAGCUGCUAUAGCCAAAGGUGAAUACCUGGACUUUUUACUGAUAGUUAAGAAUGUUUCCUAUCGAAAAGCAAUUUACGUAUUUGAUAGUAAUACACAUGAAUUAAUAGAUAAAUUAGAGAGUGUGUCAAGAGCCUUGAAAUACGCUAAAGUUAAUUUUUAUACACUAAAAAGUUUAAUCGAAAGUGGAAACUCUUAUCAAGGUAAAAUAUACAGCUAUAAAGAUAAAUUAUAA